AUGGUCCUCACUGAGGAUCAAAAGCAGAUCAUCACCGACCACCCGCUCAAUGACUUGCUCGCUGCGCUUCCCACCAAACUACGUCAUUUCAAGUUGGAAGACAACGAAGACGACACCAGGCCAUGCGACAACCAAGCCUGGCGUGCCGAUAUCUGCAAUCUUUUGGGCAUUUUGAUGGGCACCACUGCAGCAUACCAGCUUCGCACGUCAGAUGGACACAGAAUCGCCUCGAUGCUCAUGCACGCCCGCCAGAUAGUCGGAACACUACAGCCCUCUCGUUUUCGCUCCCUGAUCGACGCCAUCGUCGCUGACUGUUCCGACUUGGUCCUUUGGGCCGUAGUCAUCAACUUUGUCCAAGGCCUCGACCCCUCGACCCCUGAGAACUCUGCAAUUUCCAAACAAGUACCAGCAAAACUCGCAACACCGCUUCCGGCCAGCUCAGCCCAUUUAUCAGAUGGCGAAAACCGCGCAGUUAUUGAGGAGAGACUGUUCCACGAGAUAGGAGACUCUACACAUCGAAAUGUCCCUGGCUUCUUCCAGAAGCAUUUUAACCCAGCCACCUGGGACAAGCGUCAGAGGCGCAUGCUAAAGGACCUUCUUACACACCACGACGGCCAUAAUUGGGCUGAAUUUCCUGAUGAUCCCUCUGAGAAGCCAGUCUGGAAGUGGCUGACGCAACUUGAGAAAGAUUCUAUGGCCGGUGCACCAUACACCCUGCACACCAUGAGGACGGCCACCGAGUUUAAGGACGGUAAAGCCCAAAUGGACCUGAUGUUUCGCAAGUCGAACGCAAAAAAUGAUUAUAGAGAUGUUGUUGUUGUUGUUGUUGUUGUUGGGGAGCAUAAGAAGGUCCACAAUCCAAGCGACUUCAAAGCAGUCAUUCUACAACUUGCGAGAUAUCUGCGUGGAAUAUUUAGUGACCAAUCUCUGCGUCGCUUUGUACACGCUUUUACCCUAUGUGGCGCUAUAAUGGAACUGUGGGUGUUCGACCGGUCAGGGCUGUAUAGCUCUGGCGAGUUUAACAUUCACGAGAAGCCCGAGAGAUUCGCCUGUGCCCUUGUUGCUUACGCCAGUAUGAACAAUGAUGCCAUGGGCCUGGAUACAUAUAUUGAGCUCAGAAACAACCAUCGCUACCUAACAGCGAAAGAUGCUGCAGGUAAUGAGAAACGGGUAGAAGUGGCCAAGGGGAAGCUGCUUGUUCGGCAGCGUGCUAUUGUGUGUCGAGGAACGACCUGCUACCGAACCACGCGGGGCGUAGCCAAGUUCUCAUGGCGCUCUGCGGACAGGCAGCCCUCCGAGGUCAAGCAUCUUACUCUAGCUGCAGCGAGAGGUGUUGAAGGAGUGGCCACAACGCGACAUAAAUUCCAUUCUGGUCCCGAAGCCGAACCCGGCUCUGCCGGCCUUUCCGACAGCGGAUCGAGCAGGAAGCGCCCAUCUUCCAACGACGAUGGCACUGGCUCGACAAAACGACGCCCCGACAGUCAAAGGCGCCCCCGCCGGCAACCGAGGUCAGGUGCCGGAACUGGCGGCCCGCCGGGUGCAGGAUCGGGAUCGGAAUCGGGCUCGGAAUCACCCCACGGAUCGAGGCCAAGCGUACAUCGAGCCAAUCGCGACGUUCUCUACGAGAACCGCAUCCUUUCCUGUCUCGUUAUCUCGCCUGCUGGACGCGUGGUGAGCGACUUCAACUCUGCACGAGAGCUGCUGGAGGUUCUUCGAGAUGCCAUCCGGGCGCACCAGUCCCUUCUGAUGAAGGGCGGGAUCCUCCAUCGUGAUAUUUCAUCCAACAACAUCAUCAUCACAGAUGCGAGUCAAGGCUUCAAAGGAAUGCUAAUCGACCUCGACCUGGCCAAGGGCCAGGAUCGUGAACGAAGCGGCGCCAGGAAUAAAACAGGAACCAUGCAGUUUAUGGCGAUCGAGGUGCUGCUCGGAAAAGACCAUCCGUACCAGCACGAUUUGGAGUCCUUCUUCUACAUGCCACGUCCCACGAGCCGACUGUGCAAAUGGGAGGAGGUUGGGGGGCUCGACCAGAUAGCCGAUGCUAAGGCGGGAGAUAUGGCGGGCUACGGACUGAGACGCAUCCUGGAAGAGUUCCCGAGGGCGUUUGAGAUGGUUAAGCCACUGUGUCUGCGGAUUCGAGCGAUCCUCUUUGGCGACAUGGCGGAACAAAAGAUAGGGACACCAGCAGGUGACCCUCUACGACUCUAUAAUGCAAUUCUGGCCGCUUAUGACAUAGCACUUAGCUCGUUCUAA
Molecule: messenger RNA, 2250 nt
Organism: Cordyceps fumosorosea ARSEF 2679
Lineage: Eukaryota; Fungi; Ascomycota; Sordariomycetes; Hypocreales; Cordycipitaceae
Product: serine/threonine-protein kinase Sgk2
Exons: 3
Coding region: 1-2250 (749 amino acids)
Biological process (GO): protein phosphorylation
Molecular function (GO): protein kinase activity
Source: RefSeq, a predicted model, not a curated record